Molecule: messenger RNA, 1489 nt
Organism: Lacerta agilis (Sand lizard)
Lineage: Eukaryota; Metazoa; Chordata; Lepidosauria; Squamata; Lacertidae
Gene: C2CD3
Product: C2 domain containing 3 centriole elongation regulator
Exons: 9
Coding region: 31-1410 (459 amino acids)
Biological process (GO): centriole elongation; cilium assembly
Cellular component (GO): centriole; centriolar satellite
Source: RefSeq, a predicted model, not a curated record
GAAGCGGGUUCGGGGGCCUAGUCGGGGGGGAUGAAGCAGAGGAAGGCCAAGGCGGCUGGCCCGGCCCGGCCGGGGUCUGGCCGCAAGAAGAAAGACGUCAGUGAUAUCUCCCCCUCUACAAGUUUGCCGCCUCUUGUAGAAGGACAACUGCGCUGCUUUCUGAAGCUGACCAUUAGCAAAAUCUUAUGGAUGGUUGCCAAGCCACCUUCUUCCUUCCUUAUCCGGGUGAGGUGGUGGGGAGAAACCUCGGACGGUACAGCCUUUGUUCCCCGGGAUACAUCGCAGGCCGAGCAAAAAAACCUCAAAACUACGACCCGCUACCCAGUUCGGUGUGGACCAAAACAGUUUGUCUCCUAUCUGACAGAUAUGGGUGCUCUAAUCCUGGAAGUAAUGGCCAAACCAGAUCACCUUCCAAUUGGCCGGGUGCAAAUCAAUGGGCUGGCACAGCUCUCUCCAAGUCACCCAAUCAGCGGAUUUUUCACCAUUGUCUCACCGACAUCUGAGAAGCUGGGAGAGCUGCAGGUAUCGCUUGUUCUGGAACCGCUGUCUGAAACCUACGACAGCAACAGCUCCAUCCCAAACACAGAUGUCAGCGUCAGUGCUGGUUUAUCAGUCCAGGGGACCAAAGAAACGGCUGACUCUAACCCAUUCCUUGCACCCUCGCAGCUUCACAGGCCGGCUAGCACGAAUAUCGUUGGAAGAGAGUCCGCUAGCAGUAGUAGGGCCACCACACCAAGGGGCAAGGAUCACUUGUACUUUCAAGAGAACUCCGAGAACCUAAAAGAAGGGUUUUUUCGACCUCAGCACCGCCACCUCCAAGGGCACAAUGAUUCUGUCAAUGCAAAUGACCCCAAACAACAAGAGUUGUUUUCCGGUGGCUCUGAUCUUGAGGCUCAAGUGAGGUUGGCUAAGGAAAGUCCCAAACCUGCACAUGUUCUUUCUUGUGACAACCCACCCACAAAAGAUCUCAUUUCAGCCCUUUUGGAUAGAGGCAAUAGACUCCGAAACGCUAUGGUGGUGUCUGCAAUGACAUCGAAUCCAGAUCCCAAUACACAGCUUUAUGAACUUCAACCCAUAAAGCAGGACGUCUCCAAACUAAUUGAAAAGAAUAUUAAAAACCUGCACCCUGGCCUCAUAUCUGCCGUUGAAGAGCCUCUUCAUCCACUGCCUGAUGGCUCAGAAUUUGAUUUACAUGCUGAAAACAGAGCGAUCCAGCUCUUGCUGGGCAGUUCUGGUUCUUCCCCUCUGCGCCAUUUGGAUGGUACAGGCUCUCCCCUGGAAUGUAUCUCUCCCGGGAGUGAGGUGUACGACAGUGAGCUGAACGACCCCCACUAUGACCAGAGCCUGCUGGAAAACUUGUUCUACACGGCUCGAGUAAGCGCCAGAGGCGUAAGUCCGACAGCAGCUUAAGUGACUUCCUCAGCGACGAGGAAGAUGCUGUUGCUUCCGGAAAACUAAACAAGUCGCAGAACAGCAAGUGUAGGAGAUC